AAAAAACGAGCAAAUGUCAUCAGCUUGGUUUCUUUACGAUUCAUUCUAGAAUAAACUAUAGGUCAUUCUAAUGUAUGAAUUGUUCCUUCGUGGUUGGUUUAGAUCAUAUGGUAGGCUACUCGGUUUUCUCUUUCCUAAAACCUAAAUCCGUUGGAUAAUUAGUUCAUAGGCCAAACAGUUAAAAUCGCACAACAACCCACGGAUAAAUACACAGACCGCAUCGUCUUUUUUAUUUCUAUUUUAUUUUAAUAUGCUUGCGCUGCGGAUCUAAUUUAAAAUCUUAAAAUGUUACUUCUGACGGCUAGUCGGUUACCAUGACAUUUCCUAAGCGCACACCAUUGUUGUACCGUGAUGUAAUAAGGCAACAUUUUAGAACGUCAGAAAGGUAUGAAUAAGGCCAUCAGUAGGAUAAGGCAUAAGAGGUGACAGUCGGGAGCUGCCCUCGAACGGCCCAAACUCUCGAAAUGUCACCAAAAUAAUGCAGAACGUUCACGCGUUUUUGAAGCCCUUAUGAAAUGAGGCAGACUGUACCUCCAUUAAGUAAGUGACAUUUCAGAAGAAAGGAUGGAGCAAGCAGUCAGUGCCAUUGACUUCACCGUCUUCAACAAGCUGCGACAGGAGGGCAAAUUUUGUGACGUGAUCGUCUUGGUGAAUGGAGACGAGUUCAAAGCCCACAAGGUUAUUCUGUGUGCCUGCAGCUCUUACUUUCGCACCCUGUUCACUGGAGGCUGGAACACAGGCAAGAAGGAGGUGUACGAUGUUCCUGGAGUGGCACCUGAUAUGAUGAAGCUCAUCAUUGACUACGCCUACACACAAACUAUACCGGUCACAAAGGACAACGUGGAAGGCCUUCUGUCUGCUGCUGACCAGUUCUGCGUCACAGGCAUCGUACAAGCCUGCUGUGACUUCCUGGAGACUCAGCUUUGCCCGCAGAACUGCAUUGGCAUCUGGAAGUUCACGGAAACCUACUUCUGCCCUGAGCUGCGGCACUGUGCCUACCGCUUCAUCCUGCACCACUUUGAGGAGGUGGGGCGCACCUCUGAGGAGUUCCUGGGCUUGUCACUGGCCCAGCUCUGUGACCUCAUUGAGCAAGACCUCCUGAACAUCAAGCAGGAGGACGUGGUGUUUGACCUGAUCCUGCGGUGGAUUGGGCACUCGCCUCCAGAGCGCAAACCCCAUAUCUCUGUGCUGUUGCUCAAGAUGCGGAUUGGCUUGAUGAGUACAGACUUCAUUGUGAAUAACUUGAAGAAGAACUCCCUGGUGAAGGAGAGUGAUGAGUGUAAACCCCUAAUCCUUCAUGUCAUGAAAGAGCGGAGUGGUUUCCAUGGCAGCAAGUCCCCCAGCUACAAGAUAGUGAGUCCACAGAAACGUCCCCGCCUGCCCCACACCAUCCUGCUAGCCAUCGGAGGUUGGAGCGGCAGUAGCCCCACCAAUGCCAUAGAGUCCUAUGACAUCCGGGCCAACUACUGGGUCAAUGUGACCCAGAACGAGAGCCCCCGGGCCUACCAUGGCACUGCCUACUUGAACGGCUUCAUCUACUGCAUCGGGGGCCGUGACAGCAUGGAGUACUUCAGUAGCGUGCGCAAAUUCAACCCUGUGGCCCUCACCUGGCACGAGGCGGCGCCCAUGCAUUGCUGCCGCUGCUUCGUGAGCGUCACCGUGCUGGACGACCACAUCUACGCCAUGGGCGGCUUCGACGGGUACGUGCGCCUCAGCUCUGCGGAGAGAUACGUGCCUGAGACCAACCAGUGGAGCUUCAUCCCACCCAUGCACGAGCAGAGGAGCGACGCUAGUGCUACCACGCUGCACGGCAAGGUGUACAUCUGUGGGGGCUUCAAUGGGGAAGACUGUCUCUUCACUGCAGAGUUUUACAGUCCUCAGACCAACCAGUGGACCAUGAUCACCCCUAUGAACAGUCGCCGCAGUGGGGUCGGAGUCACGGUGUAUGGGGGGGAGGUCUUUGUGGUGGGAGGCUUUGAUGGGGUGAACCGUCUGCGCAGCGUCGAUGCCUACAACCCCCUGACCAACUCCUGGCGCACCAUCCCGGACAUGAUCACCGCCCGCAGCAACUUCGGGAUCGAGGUGAUGGACAACAGGCUGUUUGUGGUGGGCGGCUUCAACGGUUUCACCACCACCUUCUACGCGGAGUGCUACGACGAGAGCGUGGACGAGUGGACCAACAUCCACAACAUGAGCUUCUUCCGCAGCGCGCUGAGCUGCUGCACUGUGCCCGGCCUACCCAACAUCAGCCACUACGCUGCCCCCCGAGGCUCCCUGUGAUCCCCGCUCCUCCAAUCAGACUGCCUGCUGCAGGUCUUGGGUCCCGCCCCUCUGCAUUUAUUGGCACAAAUGAUGUGUGAUGCCCUGCCCCUCUCAAAGUCAUGUGGAUCUGCCAUCAAUCAUAUGCUAACCAACCCUGUUCCUGGAAAUCUAGCAUCCUGUAGGUUUUCAUUUCAACCACAAUUUGGCACACCUGACUCUCCUAAUUAGCAGCUCAAUGAGAUCUCUAGCUGUUGAAUGAGGUGUGCUUUGUUAUGGUUGGAGUGAAAACCUACAGGACGGUAGAUCUCCAGGAACAAGGUUGGUUACCACAGAUGAAGAAAUUGAAAGUGUUGAAUGCAAUCAGAAUUUACCACACACCAUGGGGGUGUACCUUUGGCGUAUGUGUAUUUGUUGGGGAUACAAGUUGAACGGCCGUCAGAGUGAAUAAAUGUCGUGCACGAUUCAUUUCUUGCGUCACAUCAGCUAUGUGCACCGGCCCUCGCUGCCAUAACAGCCUCUGUGUGAAACCUGUGCUGCUCGGUUACCUGCUGGUUUCAGCAGGGUCAUGUGGUCAUCAGCCCGUUUGGCUUUCCAUGGCGCAUACAGGAGUAUGCCCUCUCAUCACAGGCAGUUCUGUUCAUCCUGGGCACGCAGACCUGGGUCAAACACGUAUUUGAUUUGGAUUCAAAUACUUUUCUGUGCUCUGUUGAUCUUGCCUGGUGUAAUUGAGCCCGCCAAUAUGACCAGAAGGUAGAGUUGGCACUUUUUGAGAGUAUUUGGUUGGUUGGUUCCAAUACACCAGACAAGAUCAGUAAAGCAAAGUAUUUGAAUCCAAAACAAAUGCGCAUUUGACCCAGGUCUGAGGGCAUGAGGUGGCACCAUUGCUCUAUAGUAAUGAAACUGAAUUCAGGUUAUUUAGGUGUUCUAGAGACUUGAGACUUGCCUGUUUCAGACCUGAAGAGCACUAAUUAAGAGAUUCGUGCAAAUUCUAAGUUCCUUCUUUCUUUUUUGGGGUGGGGGAGGGGGGGUAUUUUGUGCUCAAAAUUUCACAGUUCCUACAAAGCAAUAAAAAUGUCUGACUUCCUUGGCGGGCUGUCAAUCAUAUGUGUGUCAGUUUCAUUAUAGGUGCUGGUGAGCACUGAAACGGGUAUCCGUGAAACUGCACCCCUCAUCAAUCCCACCUCUUCCAUGCUGGCAACGCUGUCAGUUUUGAUUGCGUUUAUUUGAAACGCAAGAAGAGACAAGGUGAUCAGUGAUAUAAUUAUGUAAAAAUUUAUUGCAGAUGACAGCAAUUACAGCCCAUUUGUUUCCCAUAACGCAGAUGCAUGCAAAGAAAAAUACUACUUUAAACAUGUGCACCAGGACGAUAGCACGGGGACCGGAGCGCUAGCAGCAGGGUGCUCAGGCUACACAGAUCUAGACAGGGGAGAUUAGCAGAGCUGCUAAUCCCAGAACCACACUGGCCGAUGAGAGCCAACAGCAGCAGCAUGCAGCCAAUCAGAGACAGAGGGAAAGCGCGCUCAGAGUCUGCUGCUCGUUCGGGGAGCAGCGUUCUGAUUGCAUAACCCAGUUUAGCGUUCAGUUGGGUUGUGGACAGGUUACCGAUCGAGCCCGCACCUCCUCCAGGGACUACCCUUUCCCCCUUCGAGGAACCCAGCGCACUUUGACCCCUGAUCCCUGCACUUGUUUUUGCGCCGUAAGCUAAGUUGCUAAACGCCAGUUAAGCAGCGGAAAGAACAGAAAAGGUGCUCCCAAGAGCCCAAGAGGAAAGCAAGCUUGUCCUUGUUUUUAGCCUUUUUCUUUUUUUAGCAUGGUUGGUGCUUGAAUCGUACUUUACGAAUGUAGGUCUUACAAAACGCGCCUCUACUUCAGGGGCAAAGGCCACUUGGCCUUCCUCCUUGAUGUCUUGGUGAAUUAAUGAUUGUAAGACUUGCAGCAUGAAGAAAUAAA
Messenger RNA from Anguilla rostrata (American eel), 4212 nucleotides. Its product is annotated as kelch-like protein 10. The transcript is spliced from 5 exons. Gene Ontology annotation, molecular function: protein binding. Bases 565 to 2280 code for a protein of 571 amino acids. The record is from RefSeq and is a predicted model, not a curated record. NCBI's taxonomy places the organism in Eukaryota, Metazoa, Chordata, Actinopteri, Anguilliformes, Anguillidae.